AUGUUAUGGAGCCAGGAGGAGCUUGCUGCGCUAAAACGAACAGUCGAGAACAUCAAGGAUCCACUUUAUCGGUUCUUUGAACGGGAGUGCACUAUUGGACGUAACCUCCUCAAAACUGUUCUUACUGAUCUCAACGAUAUCUCUCAGGUAUGUGAUCUGAAAAAGAAGCAAACUAACUACAUACGUGGACUCCUCUCAGACCUACAGAAGGGAAUAGUCCCUAAAUCGUGGCUUAGAUACAACGUACCAGGGGUAACCAUUAACCCCUGGAUCAUUGACUUCUCCGAGAGGAUCAGACAGCUACAAACGAUUGUAGAGGCAGCACAGAAGGGCCAGACUGCCCUGAAGGAGAUGUCCGUUUGGCUGGGCGGCCUAUUCUCGCAAGAAGCCUACUUCACUGCUACAAGACAGUCUGUGGCUCAGUGUAAGGGAUAUUCUCUUGAGGAACUCAAACUACAGGUCUCCGUUCACAACGCUCCAGUUGAGCUGGACAACAGCAGCUUUGGGAUAUCCGGUCUGAAGCUGAUGGGGGCGAUGCACAGUGACGGGAAGCUAACCAUUACUGAAGACAUCAUGACGGAUCUGGUGUACACAAAGAUUAGCUGGGUCAGGGACCAGGAUAUUCAGAUAUCCGGCAAACAGAUCACCCUGCCUGUGUAUCUCAACAACACCCGCACCACUCUCGUUGAAACCCUCAACUUUAGAACUGACCAAGACAAGUUCUACGAAAGGGGCGUCGCUAUUUUGUGUACCGGGCUUUCUUAAACUGCACGUGCCGAACUUGUAGAUUGCACGUGCUGCACUCACUUGCACGUGCAAGUUAGCGUCGCACGUGUGAUUUUUCAUGAGUAAAAGUGCAGGCUUUGAACUUGACAAGACUUGCUCUGUCAUUUGUAUUUCUGUAAACUUUCAACUGUAUUUCUUUUGUAAUACCCGAUAUUAUUUGUAGGGCAGCUAAACUUGCCAAAUAUGUGUU
Molecule: messenger RNA, 976 nt
Organism: Bolinopsis microptera
Lineage: Eukaryota; Metazoa; Ctenophora; Tentaculata; Lobata; Bolinopsidae
Product: cytoplasmic dynein 1 heavy chain 1-like
Exons: 6
Coding region: 1-765 (254 amino acids)
Biological process (GO): retrograde axonal transport; mitotic spindle organization; nuclear migration
Cellular component (GO): cytoplasmic microtubule; cell cortex; cytoplasmic dynein complex
Molecular function (GO): minus-end-directed microtubule motor activity; dynein intermediate chain binding; dynein light intermediate chain binding
Source: RefSeq, a predicted model, not a curated record